AUGUCGACCUCAUCACCAGUACCGCGUUUCGGCUCGCCCGGCGGUACGUCUAGCUCAGCGCUCCUUCUCGGCCGCCAGUUCAAGCAAAUGCAAAGCGACAAGGACAUUCCCGGCAUCAGCUGCGGCCUGGUCAACAACAGCGUCUUUGAGUGGGAGGUCAUGCUCAUGCUGCCCGACGAAAGCGGCGGUCUCUACGGCGGUGGCUGUUUCAGAAGCUUGCUGCACUUUCCCUCAGAGUACCCACACAUGCCGCCCAAGAUGAAGUUUGUCACGCCCAUCUGGCACCCGAACAGUGACGGCGAGGUCUGCAUCUCCAUCCUGCAUCCUCCGGAAGAGGACAAGUACGGCUACGAAUCCGCCGCCGAACGCUGGUCGCCCGUCCAAACCCCCGAGACCAUCCUGCUCUCUGUCAUCAGCAUGCUCUCAUCACCCAACGACGAAUCUCCCGCAAACAUCGAGGCCGGCAAACAGUGGCGCGAGGAUCCGGCUGCUUUUAAGAAGAAGGUCAGAAAGUGCGUCAGAGACUCUCAAGAAAGUGCUUGGGAUUAG
Molecule: messenger RNA, 549 nt
Organism: Aureobasidium uvarum
Lineage: Eukaryota; Fungi; Ascomycota; Dothideomycetes; Dothideales; Saccotheciaceae
Source: the annotation of a GenBank genome assembly